This is a messenger RNA of Trypanosoma theileri, 309 nucleotides long. RefSeq names its product nucleobase transporter. Gene Ontology annotation, molecular function: nucleoside transmembrane transporter activity. Gene Ontology annotation, biological process: nucleoside transmembrane transport. The annotation marks the transcript as partial. NCBI's taxonomy places the organism in Eukaryota, Euglenozoa, Kinetoplastea, Trypanosomatida, Trypanosomatidae. Gene Ontology annotation, cellular component: plasma membrane. The transcript has a single exon. The record is from RefSeq and is a predicted model, not a curated record.
UUGCAGGUGCGUAUGCUUUCGUCUUUGGUGUUCUUGUGUCUGGAGAUCAUCGUACUGAUGGUGGUGCCUGCAGUAGGUUCAACAGAGGUUGGAGCGAUGGUAACCAUCCUCAUUGCAGGUUUUAUUUCAGGAUCAGGGAAAUCAGUGUUUGAGGCGACAGCAUACGGGCUAUUUAGCGCGUUUCCUCAUCGAUUCUUGGCUUGCUUGAUGGGAGGUGCAGGAGUGGCUGGAGCGCUAACCUCUAUCUUGCAGAUCAUUGUGAAGGUUGCGAUGCCUCAGGACUAUGAGGGCAUUAGUCUCCAGUCCAAG